Molecule: messenger RNA, 1583 nt
Organism: Anopheles merus
Lineage: Eukaryota; Metazoa; Arthropoda; Insecta; Diptera; Culicidae
Exons: 2
Coding region: 45-824 (259 amino acids)
Cellular component (GO): extracellular region
Molecular function (GO): chitin binding
Source: RefSeq, a predicted model, not a curated record
GGCAGCUGGGAAAGAGUAUCCAAACGUAUUUGAGUGGUCUGAAAAUGCAGUUACACAUUCUCCAAACUUUCAUUUUAGUUACUCUUAUUCGCAAAGAAUCAUUUUGCCAGCUGGACAAUGGCACUAGCACUGCUCUCAACACAAGAGCAUUUGUAAAGAAGGAAUGUGAUGGAAUAAAAACAUAUAUUUGUGAUUCGUGCACUUCGCGGAGGCCUUGCUUUGGCACGCAGGAAAUUGAAACGACAUUUACUUGUGGUACUGGUUUAUUCUGUAUCGAGGGUACCGCAUCUGAUCGACCUUCGGAUGUUUGUGUAACAUCAACAGAAAGCAGGCCGUUCACUUGCUCCGCUAGUGGACUUUUUCCAGAUCCCAACAACUGUCAGAACUAUCAUGUAUGUUUAGCCGCUAGUGAGUCCUCAACGGUGUAUACAUGUCCGCCGGGUUACGUCUUUAAUAUCGUCACUACAUCAUGCAUUCGUCAAAUAUCGGCAGCAAAUUGUGUUACGGUGACCUGUCCAGUAGCAGUUCCUAGCUACGUUCUUUACGGCACGAGUAGAGUGUAUUACGUCGUAUGUGAUGGCAUUAAUCUACCCACCGAGGUAUUACGGUGUCCAAACGGCGCUCUAUUUACGUUUUUCUCUUCUAGUACGCGUUUCGGUGAAUGUGUAUACACUUGUUCAGGGCAGGGUAAUUAUCAAAAUAGCAACAAUCCUAGCUCCUAUUUCCAAUGCUAUAUAUCUAAUGGUCGUUUGGUGUAUAACGAGCUCGAUUGUCCAUCAGGUACUAUAUUUAAUCAAACCCUGCGUUAUUGUACGAGGCAGUAAGCGUAUUUCACGAGCAACUUAAUAUUUUAUAAAACCAUUUUCACCAAUAAUUCUGACAAGGAACGUAAUACUUGUAGAAAUUGAUGAUUACUACCAGUCAAAGAUGCUACUUUUGGUUAAAUAAAAAAAAUAUUAAUCAAUACAACUUUUAAGUAACAUUAGUUUAAAUACCCCAAACUAGAUUAGAGAAUGUAAUAGCAUGGAAAAUAAUAUUUUAGUCAUGAUAGUAUUUUUUAACUGAUCUCUGACGUAGUUAUUUAGGUUGCUACAAAAUAAGAUUUCAUGGAAAAAUGCAUUUAGCAACAUGUAAUCAGGAAAACGUAUCUAUUUUUAAUCUAGGUAAAGUUUUUAUAUGUUUGACAUUUCUUCAAUUUGAUGGAACAACAUUUUAUCCCUUUUUUAACAGUACAUAUACAAAGUACAUUACUUUAGACAUGGAGGCUAUUAAUCUAAACCUGGAAGGCUGCUCGGCUUAAAUAGAAUUAAAAAGCAAGACGCGCAACAUUUCAGAUUUAUUUAAGAAUAAUAUUAUAAUAGCAUGAUGAGAGAUCUCCAAAUACUUUUCGUUUAUACAAAGUAUAAUAUAUUAUACUUUGUAUAAGUUGCGACCAAGUAUUAAAACAAGUUGUAGUGUUACUUGAACGCGUCAUAACGUCGUAAUUUAGGAAAUUAUUUUACGAUAUUACCAUAUGUAUUACUAGCUAGCCCGGUAAACCUAGAUAUUCCCAAGUAACUAAAAUAUACUAUAUAUGCUUUGUU